This is a messenger RNA of Myripristis murdjan (pinecone soldierfish), 2418 nucleotides long. Its product is annotated as protocadherin alpha-C2-like. The record is from RefSeq and is a predicted model, not a curated record. Gene Ontology annotation, biological process: homophilic cell-cell adhesion. Gene Ontology annotation, molecular function: calcium ion binding. The transcript has a single exon. Gene Ontology annotation, cellular component: plasma membrane. The coding region runs from base 1 to 2418 and encodes 805 amino acids. Lineage: Eukaryota; Metazoa; Chordata; Actinopteri; Holocentriformes; Holocentridae.
AUGGAUGUACGCUGCAAACACUGGGCGAGGUAUGUCUCGAUAAUUCUUAUUUUCGUUGCUACCAUUAACUCUAAUUAUGCGGUUACACAUUACUCUAUUCCUGAGGAAAUGGAGGAAGGGUCUGUUGUCUCAAAUUUAGCUGCUGAUCUCGACCUCGAUGUCAAAGUGCUCUCUAAACGGAAAAUGCGCUUGGAAGUCAUAGCAAACAAGAAAUAUCUGGAUGUGAACAAAGAAACGGGGGAGCUGUAUAUCGCAGAGAAGAUUGACCGGGAAUAUCUUUGCACAUCUAAGACAUCAACUUCAUGUUUUCUAAAAAUGGAAGCUGUUGUGGAAGACCCCCAGCGGAUAUUCUAUAUUGAAAUAGAGUUAAUGGAUAUCAAUGAUAACGCCCCUCAUUUUAGGAGGGACACUAUAAACUUGGACAUUUCGGAAGCAACUCAAGCUGGUGAAAGAUUUUCCGUCAGCAAUGCGGUUGAUCCAGAUGUUGGUUCAAAUUCUGUAAAAACAUAUCUUUUGAGUGAAAAUGAACACUUCGAUAUAGAAAUACAGACAGGAAGGGAUGGUUCAAAGUUUGCAGACCUUAUAUUAAAAAGGGAGCUCGACCGAGAAAAGCAAGCUGUUCAUAAAUUAAUACUUACUGCCGUGGAUGGUGGCAAACCUUCUCGCACCGGUACAGCCAGCAUUACAGUUCGAGUCCUAGACACGAAUGACAACGCCCCAAAAUUUAGUAAAGAAAACUAUACAUUUGAAAUAAUGGAAAACUCUCCGAUUGGAAGCCUUGUACUUCAUCUUAAUGCUACAGACUUAGAUGAAGGAUCUAAUGCAGAGAUAGCGUAUACAUAUAGCUUGUAUACUUCCGAAAAGACACAAGAAACAUUCAGUCUGAAUCCUAAGACUGGGGAGAUAACAGUUAAAGGAGUGCUAAACUACGAGGAUUUGAAGCUGUAUGAUAUGGAAGUUAUAGCAACAGACAAAGGAACCAAUGUUUUAUCGGGACUAUGUAAGAUAUCAAUUAAAGUGGAAGAUAUGAAUGACAACCACCCAGAAAUAUCUAUCAAAUCCUUUCAGAGUCCAGUCAAAGAAAACAUAGAAUUAGGAACGGUUAUAGCAGUGGUUAGUGUCGGUGAUAAAGAUUCAGGUGAUAAUGGAAUAGUUGAUCUUCAUAUUCCUGAUAAUAUGCCUUUCAAACUGAGGGAAUCCUCUGAUAAGUAUUAUGAAUUGGUAGUUUCAGAACCACUGGACCGUGAGAGGGUUCCAGAAUAUGACAUCACAUUCACUGUCACAGACAGAGGUAUCCCUCCUUUAUCAGAUAAUGAAACUGUGACUUUAGAGCUGCUGGAUGUUAAUGACAAUGUUCCUCAGUUCCCUCAGUCCUUCUAUACUAUACGUGUAAUGGAGAAUAACGCCCCUGGGGCCUUGUUGAGUUCCCUCACUGCGUUUGACCCAGAUCUCCAUGAAAAUCAAUAUCUAGUUUAUUUUAUCAUCGAGAAGGAGAUCGCCAACACCUCCAUGUCCAUGCUGUUCUCCAUCAACCCAGAGAACAGUAAUCUUUACGCACUCAAGACGUUUGACUACGAGAUGGAGAAAGAGUUUCUUUUCCACAUUGAGGCCAGAGACUCUGGUGUUCCUCCUCUCAGCAGUAACGUGACCGUCCACAUCAUUAUUGUGGACCAGAACGACAACACUCCUGUCAUUGUCUCUCCGUGGCGCGCGCACGGCUCGGUGGUGGAGGAGAAGAUCCCCAGAUCCACGGAUAAAGGCUCUCUGGUCGCCAAGGUGAUAGCCAUAGACACCGACUCGGUGCUGAACUCGCGGAUUACAUACCAGUUUCUGCAGGUGACUGACGCCACCUUAUUCAGUCUGGACCAAUACAACGGAGAGAUCCGGACCAUGAGGAUGUUCAGUUACAGAGAUCCACGUCACCAGCGUCUGGUUGUUGUUGCCAAGGACAACGGGGAGCCCGCUCUCUCUGCCACAGUCACCAUCAAGCUAUCCACAGUGGAGACUGCUGUCAAGACCUACUCUGACAUGACUGAAGUGCCUCUGGAAUAUGACAUCUUUUCGGACUUAAACCUGUAUUUGGUCAUCGGUCUGGGCUCGGUGUCAUUUCUGCUCUUGAUCACCAUAUUGGUCACCAUCGUGCUGAAGUGUCAGAAACCCAAGGCCAGCAAAGCGGCUCCUCCCUGUAGGAACAGUGUGAUCAGUGAGAGGAACUCGACCAUCGCAGACUCCACCCUGGUCUCCAACGAUGCCUACUGGUACAGUCUGUUUCUAGCGGAGACCAGGAAGGGAAAACUAGUGGUUCGACAGCCUCUGCCAAAGGGCUCCAGGUACAUCGUGUCCAGUAUACCAAGGAGCACAGGGCUGACAGAGACUAGUGACUCGGCAGCUUCCACUCUGCAGGUGAGAGUUAAUUAA